Molecule: messenger RNA, 5759 nt
Organism: Kogia breviceps (pygmy sperm whale)
Lineage: Eukaryota; Metazoa; Chordata; Mammalia; Artiodactyla; Physeteridae
Gene: CNTF
Product: ciliary neurotrophic factor
Biological process (GO): positive regulation of cell population proliferation; astrocyte activation; positive regulation of tyrosine phosphorylation of STAT protein
Cellular component (GO): axon
Molecular function (GO): cytokine activity; growth factor activity; ciliary neurotrophic factor receptor binding
Source: RefSeq, a predicted model, not a curated record
CACACACACCCCCACACACCCUCUUCUCCCUCUGUUGCCCCCUUUAUAAAAUGGAUGUUGCCUUUACCAGAAAGCUAGACGAAGAAGCAGCAGCAGCUCUUAAAGUAACGGUUAUUCUUAUACUCAGUUCCAGCCAGGCAGGCUUCCUGCUCAUCGGCAGAUGCCCCUUUUCAGCCUGUAACUCUGAUGUGCUCUGGAUCAGCUUUUGACUCUUAAUAAUAUAUUAAUAUUCUCUAAACCCCUUCUCCUCCUUUACUGCUUCCCUAUGGUUCUGGCUUCCAUCCCCUGCAGCACAUUUAUCUGCAAAGUAUCAUGUGAUUCUAAUCCCUGGAGGCUGGCAGCUUGACUUGGCACUUUAGGGUCCCUUAGCAGGGUGAGCUGUUAAAACAGCACCCGUCUCUCACCCCCUUUCCCUCCAUUCCCCCGGGGUUUAGGAAAGGAAGGAUACAUGGGGACCACCUCCCGCCUCUUCACCUCACCACCUUCCUCGGUCCCCCUCCCAGCACCUCCGUAAGGUUCUCAGUGGUGCUCACUUGCUUUGCAGGCAGGCUCCCAGCAGGGAGGGAGCUACCGUCUACGUGGUCUCUCUGACCAUAAGACAGGGUUCUGUAUCAGCGAGACAGUGAGAAAAGUCCCAGACUAGUGGCAGAAAUUUGCACUUUGAACAUGUGUGUUUUUGUGUUGUGGAACCUGAGAUUCCUUAUUUAUUAACAAAGUCUGAUUUCUCUCUCUUUUUUUUUUUUUUGUCGUUGUUGCUAUAUUUUGUGGGGCUGGGAGAGAUUAGAUUAUUCUGACAUGCGGUCCUUUUCCUAAGAGGUACAUGUAGAAGGCAAGAUACAGGGUUGAAGAAGUACCGCCAGCCUCUCAAAUCACAGUUCUCUAGUGGCCUUUAAAGAAAGCUGGCCCUCAGCGCUAACAACAUCACUACAGUAGCCUAGUGCUUCUCCGGAAACCUCUUUAGGGAAGGAUGUUAGGUUUGUGGUAAUUAGUGGUCUGAGUUUUUAGAGCAUCGAGAUUUAGGAAUUUUGAGGGGGUAAGGAAGGUUGUUCAGGGUCUGAAUUACAGAUAAAAGGUUUUCUCUUGUGAAUUUGUUGAUUUUCUUUUUUGUCCCCAUCAUUUCUUUAUACAGACCUCCCUAUUAUCCCAGCUCUGGCCCCUUGCUUUGCUUUUGCUUUUGCUUUUGCUUUUGCAUCAUUGGUUCAUUCCAGCUCCCAAUUAGUGAAGGACACUGCCAUCAUUGAAGGAAUAGUCUGAGUCAUAACAGCUGUAAGUAAAAGAAAAUCGCUGUUUUGUUUCCCUUUUAAUAUCACUUCAGAAGAAGAAAGGCUUCAACAAAGUUAAUCUGUAUAAUGCUUUGGCUUUCACCUGAAAUUGUAGGAAUUAUCAUUUCCCUCGAGGUAGGGAUUUUCAUGGGGUGGAUUACUUACCACUGUCCAUGGGAGAGACAGUUUUGUACAACUUCAUAACUUCCAGAAGACUAAAAACAUAUUUUGGCUCAUUGUUAGAGAAUUAGAAGGGCAGUCUAUCCUACGUACCUCAGAAACUGGAAUUAAAGGCUUGCCCUAUUCAUUGUUUGUCAGAAAUGUAUGAUGGCUGUUGGAAAGAAUGAAGUUUUGCUGAGAACAAAAUAAGGAACAGCUUGUUUUUCACAAACACUAAAACUACAAAGUUUAUCAGUUUUCUCUUUUGAUUUUUUUUUUCCCCAAAAAGAAGGGUAACAAAACGUCAUCUCUGAAAGAGGCUUACUUUACACCCACCAGUGUCAGUGGUUGGGAUGCCAGGGAAUAGGGAGCGAAACACCUACAGUAAGCAGUCUUCAAUGUGCUGUUGUUUCUUUCCGCUGUUGCAGAUUUGCCAUCCCCUUCAGUGUGAAAGUAGAAAAUGGAAUAAGGUUAGAAGGGAUAUAGAGUAUGCUUUCCUGCCCACAGUAAGGAUUUGGAGUUGACUUUGGUAUGUUCAGUAAAUUGGAAAAUACUAUAAGAGUGACUGGAUGGGUCUACAACGAAGUUGUUCCACUCCCAUAUGAAGUCCAUUUUGUACUGUUUCACUAGCUAGCAUCUAUACCCCACCUUACUUUUUGUCUUCGUCACAUUUAUCGUAUCCUUUGUCUCCAUAAAUUACAUUUGCACUUGUUAGUCAUCAGAUGUUUUAGCCACCUACACAAAAGCAAACUGCAUUGAAAAAAAAAAAAGAACUUUAUGAGAUAGAGGGAAAAUAUAUUCUUCCCUGUAUCACGCUCCUCCCCACCAAAAGCAGCUAGCUAGUUCUCAUAAUUAGAAACUUUCCCCUUUCUCCAUUUUUUUACUCAUCUUCAUUUGCCUGUAAUUUGCUUCAGUAAAUUAUUAUAGCAGUUUGCGAUACAUUUUAAAAUAUCUUUCAUGGACUUAAGAUUUUUUUCCUUUUGAGAAAAGGGGUGCUAGCAAAGUAAAGAGUUGGUUAAAGUAAACUAUCUUAUACUAGACUCUUUUUCCCUUUUCCUUUCUGCUCCUCAUACGUUUACUUCAUUGUCCUUCUAAGGAACUCAGUCUUAAAAUUCUACAUUUCCUACUCUUAAUCAAAUUCUGCUACCUUUUUAGUAACCCUUCCCACAGCAUAUUCUCCAUCUUGAAUUAGCAAUUCUAAAUUUUGAAAAUGUACUUGAUACAAAUAUUAUUUCUACAAGAUACAGAAAUACGUCUUGUAGAAAUACAUCUUUCCCCUUGUUUGUGGUUGCUCAGGGUUAUUUUGCAAAAUUGAGACUUAAUAUGCUUCAGAGAAUUUAGAUAAACACUGGCCAAGAUUACUGGAAGUAAAAAAUGGAUACAUUGAGGUAUGGAAAAGCAUUCACAUAGAGCACUUGAACUUCCUUAGAACCUGCUUGGAGAAAAAAAUAUAAAGAGUGUACUAAACCUAACUAAGGUUAUUACAGUCUGGCUGUUCGAAGCACCAUUUUUCCCUCCUGUCUUUUUCCCACUUUGCAGUGUACUCAAGAAAAUUGAAAAAUUGUAUUGAAUCAAUUUAAAAUAUUUUAUUUCCUAGAAGCCUUUUUUGCCUGUUGUAAUAUGCAGGACCCUUCUCCUUUGGUGGGAGAGACAGGUAGUUACCUGAAUCUAGGUUGAAAAGGUUAUGUAAAAAGAAAUUAUAAUAAAAGGGAUACUCUGCUUUUCAAAUCCUUGUUUUCUCUUAAUCUAGGUAAGGCAUAUCCAAAAUAAAUAUGUAAAGAAGAAAAAUAAAAGUUGUCUUCAUGGAAGCAACUGGUCUUCCUUGGUUGUACUGAGUUGCAGUUAUCCUGGGGUGAAAUAAUUGAUGCUGCCAAAUAAGAAAAACAAGUGCCCUCAGAGCAGGUUUUAAGUGGCAGAUACUGUUGUUUGCUCUUGUUGAGAAUCAGGUAGUUAACUUUUGGCUUAGUUCAGUUCUUGAUUUCUAAUGCUGAGAUGCCAUAUGAUUCUGUGAUCAUUUGACAAAGUUGGAAAUCCUUUCCAUGUUUCAGCCUUAGGAAAGGUGGAUUCUUAAUCUAGUAAAGAGAACGUUAAGGAAGCUGUAGGGUUAAUUUUGCUCUGAUAAUGACAAAACCCUGAUAGCAUUUAAUAUCAGUGCUUCUUCACAAAACUCAAUGUCCAUACAAAUACAAAGUUAAAAAAAAAAAAAAAAGAAUCCUCCUACCUUCUUAAAAAGCCGACUGUGACAGCCACCCCAGCCUCAUUUCUUUCUCCCCUAUGUCCCUCGAUUAUUGUUUAUGUAUGGAAAUUCCCCCCACACACACCAGAAGGCAUGUGUUUCAAUUUAGAGGUAAUGUCCGUGAUACAAAAUAGUGAAAACUGAUUCAUUUGGGGAUGAAACUUGUAACUCUUACCCAAUUGGCAUCAUCCUGUAACCUACAGAGGUAAAUGCAAUAGAACAACAGCUCUCCGGGUGCUUUUAAACUCUGCCUUCUUUUCACAGUCCAGCUCACUCUCUUAUUUUGUUAGGAAGCAAUGUGGUAUGACUGGGAUAAGGAAGGAAAAGAAAAGCAUGUUGUCACUUGAGCAAGACUGCCUCAGAAAUGUUGCCAAGUCAGGGUUGGGUGUCUCCUGUCCUUUGGAAGAGAACAGGCCUAAACAGUACCCUCCUCAUCCUAUAGCUACAAGGGAGGCACCAUGAUUGAGAUUACAGGUGCUUCCUUAGCUGAUUUUUAUCAAGUGUAAAUUUAAAUACUCAGCAAAAGGAUGGGAGUGAAAAAACGCUGUUAUUUUCACAGGAUCUAUUUCAUGUAAACUGUGUCUUGGAACAAAAUGUGAACUACCUAAAGAAUGAUAUUGGAAACUCAGUGGGAGGGACAGUUCUAGAAUCAAAGACCUAUAUUUAAAUUUUGAACCUAGUUAUUGGAUUUUGUGCACAUUAUUUAAUUUCUUUAAGCCUCCAUUUCUUACGUAAAAUGAGGAAACUAUCUUGUAGAAUUAUCCUAAAGAUCAAAUAAAGGCUUUAAAGCUGUUAGCAGUGUCUGGCCUAGGGUAGAUGCAUAAUGAAUGGCAGCUAUAUUAAUAAUAACUUAAUAUUACUGAAUAACUUACAAGGCCAAGAAAGGAAAGGACAUGGGGAGCACAGGGAGGGUGAUAAUCAAAUGAACUGAUUAUAAGUGUAUAGAAAUAGAUUCCAUCGGGCAGGGGUGGCACGAGGAUCAGUGUGACAAUGACCUUGUCGCCAAGUGCAAGAGCAAAACAAUGACAUGAAAACAAGUACACCAGGCCCCGAGUGGAGGAGAGAGUUGGAGGCAGACGCCGCAGGCCGGAAAGCUGAGUGAAAAGGGGCCUUUGAUUCCACAGGCGCAGAAAUCCACAGCCAGGAAUUUACUGCCACCUCUGAGUCAGGCAGGGGUGGGUGGGUGCCGGAUUCCAUUAGCAGGGAAAUGCCCGGUGGAUUUAGCCCCGGAGUCACAUUUCUUAUUUGGACCAGUACAGACAGAAACAAACCCAGCUCACUCGUUUCCCGGGACAGUAGAGUUAGGGGAUGGCUUUCACCGAGCAUUCACUGCUGACCCCUCACCGCCGGGACCUCUGUAGCCGCUCUGUCUGGCUAGCAAGGAAGAUCCGUUCAGACCUGACUGCUCUUAUGGAAUCUUACGUGAAGCACCAAGGUCUGAACGAGAACGUAAGCCUGGAGUCUGUGCAUGGUGUGCCAGUGGCAAGCACUGAUCGGUGGAGUGAGCUUAGUGAGGCAGAGCGACUCCAAGAGAACCUCCAAGCUUAUCGUACCUUCCACGUUAUGUUGGCCAGACUGUUAGAGGACCAACGGGUGCAUUUUACUCCAGCUGAAGGUGACUUCCAUCAAGCAAUACAUACCAUUCUCCUCCAAGUGGCUGCCUUUGCUUACCAGCUGGAGGAAUUAAUGGUGCUCCUGGAACACAAGAUCCCUUCCAGUGAGGCUGAUGGGAUGCCCCUUAUUGUUGGAGAUGGUGGUCUCUUUGAGAAGAAGCUGUGGGGCCUAAAGGUGCUGCAAGAGCUUUCACAGUGGACAGUGAGGUCCGUCCGUGACCUUCGAGUCAUUUCGUCUUGUCAAACUGGGAUCCCAGGACAUGGGAGCCAUUGUGCUGCUAAGGACAAGAAAAUGUAGCAGUUGCCCCCCUCUCUCUCUUACUUGCUUUCUCCUCUAAUGGAAUAUAUAUCGUUUUCUGAGGCCUCACUUUCCCAUUCUUACUUUUGAAAACCUUUUAAAACCACAGGCAUUUCCAUCAGCUAGGGUUGGAGACAUGGACAAAUGGGCAUACAGGUUUAGUCUGGGGGGGAGGGAUGUGUGCGUGUGUG